This is a messenger RNA of Neoarthrinium moseri, 1983 nucleotides long. RefSeq lists its product as uncharacterized. The record is from RefSeq and is a predicted model, not a curated record. Lineage: Eukaryota; Fungi; Ascomycota; Sordariomycetes; Amphisphaeriales; Apiosporaceae. Bases 1 to 1983 code for a protein of 660 amino acids. The transcript has 5 exons.
AUGGCGACAAGUCGCGGCGAGCGUAUGCAGGAGCGCAUGCGCGGGGCAGGCCGUCACGAAGUGGGAGAUGAUUCGUUCGGAUUCGUUCUACCCGUCGAAGAGGACCCUGACGAUGUUUCCUCGUCCGAAGCGACGCCUGCCCCGACACCAGCACCCGAACCCGCACCAGCAGCAGUGCCUUCAAGCCGUUCAACACCCAACACGUCAGCCAAGAGACGUCGGUUGAAUGCACAGACAGAAGAAUCUGAUCCUGUAGUAGCAGAGCCUUCUGCAGACCCAAAGCCGACCUCCCCGGAGCCAGUGGCUUCAGCGCAGCCGAGUAGCGCUUCCAAGAAUGACCCCUACGACAUCGGGCAAGACACUUCCAGGGAGGAGGAGCCCCCUGUCGCACAACUAUCACGACAUGAGGAGCAGGAAGUCGAAAAUGCGGAAGAUAGCCUUGAGUCGUUGCCAGAGGCAGUCGCACGCUCGGCAUCCAGAAGCUCUGUUCUGUCUGCGGGGCCUCAUGUCACAGAAGAGGUCACGGAAAGCCCAAUUGGUGCACCCGGUAGUGGCCACAGGCGAAGAGUGAGGGCGAGCGACGUGACCACGCAGAGCGCCCAACUGCAACGUAUGGUCAUGGCUCAGGAGGCUAGUAUAACUGAGGAGCUAACAAACUCGUCGCCAUUGACGAGGAAGUCUCUCAAGAGUGGCGUGACGCCGAGCGCAUUGUCUGGCAGGUCCAUACGCACUGCUGCGAGAUCUACACUGUCAAAGUCUGCCGCCGGCGCUGAUGCCGAUGAGCUAUCGCCACUUGCCCGGCCCCCGAGGAAGAGUACCAGCACAGCAGGCAGCGGGUCUGCACGAUCAAGUCUAAGCGCCACUCGGCGAAACACCCUGAGUUCUGUCGCCGACGAGCCGGAUGAGCUGUCCUCGCCCGUUCCGCUUGUUGAGAGUCGACGGAGGGCUCAAGCAGCCAAGUCCAAAGCAAAGCGGCCAAGGCAGCCCUCUGUAGUUGUUGAAGACAACGAAGACCAAGAGGAAGAAGACGGAGCCGAAGAUCAGGUCGAAGAAGCUGAGGGGGCUGUCGAGAUUGAUACACGUGAGGCCGCCCAACGCAUUGGGAGAAAACGACCGCGUCCCAGCCCGCCAAGGGAAGAGUCACCCGAGCUCGAUGCCCGCCCAGAAAAGAAAUCUCGGAAAAAACGUGCGAAAGACAGCCCGGCCAGACAAUCACAUCCUAAACCCAACAGAAAGGAGAAAGGAGAAGAUGCACAGAGUCGGAGAAGACGGAGUGGCGGUGAUGAGCACAUUCCUGUCACCGUCCAGAGAUAUACUAAGCCUCUACACUAUAAUGAGGACGAUACGGAUGCCGAUAUCCUAGCUGCGGAGAUUCCUUUUGCCAACCGCGGAGGCGUCAAUGUAGUAGAUGUGCUCUCGCAAAUGUGUGACGAAGUCAUCGACUCCAACCUCGCUACACUACACAACGCAACCGUCAACGCCAAGGACGCCGCCACAAAGAAGGAAUAUCGCACCAAACUACGGGCUCUCGAGGCGUUCCAAGAAGAAUUGCGAACCCGGUUGUUAGAGCAUACCAUCGCGCUGGAUACCUUGCACGCGCUUAAGAAGCGGGUUCGGUCUAUACAGAAGGAGAAACUAGGUCUACGAAACGAUAUAGUCCGUAUUCGGGCCGAGAGAGAGCAAGUGGCCCUAAAAAUGGAUGCUGUUCGAAUACAGCAUGAAACGGAAAGUAAACAGUCCCUGGAUCAACUGAACCUUUCGUCUACUAUGCACGAUAUCGACCUCGCAGUCGAGAAUGGCCGUCAGGCAUCUGAACUCAACCUGAAGGAGCAAAGGACUGCCGAGCUAGCGAAUCUCGAGCUUCUCAUCUCCCGGGUGGCAGAUCAAGCAUCUGCAACAGGAGGCGGCAGUGGUAAUCUGAAGCAGAUCCAGGAGUUCAACGCGUUCUUGGAACGAGCGGCCGUUGCUCUGGAGGCAAGAUGA